AUGGGUACAGUGCUAUCCCUGUCGCCCGGCGGGUCUGGGAAGGGCAGCCAUGGGGUGCUCGGCGAGAAGGCGGCUCCGGGCAGAGCUCACGGCAAAGGCGAGAGCCGCUUGAAGCGGCCCGGCGUUUUGAUUUCUGCCCUCACCUGGAAGCGCCUGGUGGCCGCCUCUGCCAAAAAGAAGAAGAACGCGAAGAAGGUGACGCCCAAGCCGGGCUCCGGAGGCGCCUCGGAUCCUCUGGUGCAACAACGCAACCGCGAGAACGUGCGCAAGUCCCAGCCGGACGGCACCAAACAGGGUCCCUUGGCUGUCCCGGUGCCAACUGUGCCCGUCUCGGUCCAAGACAACGGAAAACCGCCGCCGCCCCCGCCGCUGCCCAGCAACCGCUCGGCCGCGGGCUCCCCGCGGAGAGUGAUCGUGCAGGCUUCGACGGGCGAGCUCCUCCGCUGCCUCGGGGACUUCGUGUGCCGCCGGUGCUACAGGCUCAAGGACCUGAGCCCCGGCGAACUCAUCGGCUGGUUCCGCAGCGUGGAUCGCUCGCUCCUGCUCCAGGGCUGGCAGGACCAAGGCUUCAUCACCCCCGCCAACCUCGUCUUUGUGUACCUGCUGUGUCGCGAAGCGCUGCAAGGCGACCAGAUUGGCAGCCAGGCGGAGCUUCAAGCCUCCUUCCUCACUUGCCUCUACCUGGCCUACUCCUACAUGGGCAAUGAAAUCUCCUACCCGCUCAAGCCCUUUCUGGUUGAGGGUGACAAGGAGCGCUUUUGGGACCGCUGCCUCUCCAUCAUCCAGGGCCUGAGCGCCAAGAUGUUGCAGAUCAACUCUGACCCGCACUUCUUCACGCAGGUCUUCCAGGACCUCAAGAAUGAAGGCGAGGGGGUGUCCACAAAGGACUCCUCCAGCACCAACAAACACUGGACUAUAAGCUUGGACCGUUAG
Thamnophis elegans (Western terrestrial garter snake) is the source of this 933-nucleotide messenger RNA. RefSeq names its product cyclin dependent kinase 5 regulatory subunit 2 (gene CDK5R2). Bases 1 to 933 code for a protein of 310 amino acids. Gene Ontology annotation, biological process: brain development; positive regulation of cyclin-dependent protein serine/threonine kinase activity; activation of protein kinase activity. Gene Ontology annotation, molecular function: cyclin-dependent protein serine/threonine kinase activator activity; protein kinase binding. NCBI's taxonomy places the organism in Eukaryota, Metazoa, Chordata, Lepidosauria, Squamata, Natricidae. Gene Ontology annotation, cellular component: cytoplasm; protein kinase 5 complex. The transcript has a single exon. The record is from RefSeq and is a predicted model, not a curated record.